CGGGCCGUCGGGAGCCGGGGGCUGGCAGCCGUGCGCGCCGCUGCCACGUCGGACGGACCGGCCGGGCUCGGGGCGCGGGAUGGCGGCACGGUGAGAGCAGCGCGGCGGGGGCGAUGGCGCUGCUGCUGUGCUCCGCCCUGCUGUGCGCGGCGCUGGGCUGCGCGGGCGCGGCGCUGAUCCCCCCCGCAGCCGACGUGAAGGUGGAGGUGCUGCACAAGCCGUUCCUCUGCCACAGGAAGACCAAGUGGGGGGACAUGAUGCUGGUUCACUACGAGGGCUUCUUGGAGAGGGACGGCUCCAUGUUUCACUCGACUCACAAGCAUAACAAUGGUCAACCUAUGUGGUUUACACUUGGCAUAAGGGAAGCUCUCAAAGGCUGGGACAGAGGUUUGAAGGACAUGUGUGUGGGAGAGAAGCGGAAGCUAACUAUUCCACCAGCCCUUGCUUAUGGAAAAGAAGGGAAAGGAAAAAUUCCACCUGAGAGCACACUGAUUUUCAACAUUGACCUUCUAGAAAUUAGAAAUGGACCAAGGUCUCAUGAGUCAUUCCAAGAGAUGGAUCUUAAUGAUGACUGGAAACUAUCCAAGCAAGAGGUGAAAAUUUACUUGAAGAAAGAAUUCGAAAAGCAUGGAGCAGUGGUAAAUGACACCCAGCAUGAUGCUUUGGUUGAAGACAUAUUUGAUAAAGAAGAUGAAGACAGUGAUGGGUUUAUAUCUGCAAGGGAAUUUACAUACAAGCAUGAUGAACUGUAGAAAAGGGUGGCAUAAUUUUUUUUGACACAAAUAGUGGUGACUUAGACUGUCUGAUUCUCGUGUCAUCUUAAUUCUGUGUUUUGGAGUUGAGAAUUGCUGUUGGCAAAGAAACACUUUCUUUAUAGAAAAGAGAUUUUCUCUUCAUUAUGUACAAAUGUUUUAAAGUAUUUUAAAGUGUGAAAAUGUACUCCUUCUAUAGCAAAGACUUGUACAUCAGUGUUUUUUAAAUUUUGUAUUAAAUUAUUUUUCAGAAAUGAAACAAACUUUCCAGUUACCAAGCAUAAAAAUCAAAAUCCAGUUCAGUGACUUUCUGUGAUUUGUUUGUGUGCCAAGAUCACUUUCAGCAGCUACCUUAUGUAUAACUUGUAGUCUGUGGCCUAAUUACUUGACCUUCCUUCUUGUGUGUCACUGCUUAAAAAGCAGUGUGCUGACCUUGGGUUUUUUUUCCAGAUUUUUAAAAGAUGUAGUAGAAGGCAUCAGCAUCUCUUUAUACAGCUGAGAAACUGAUACAAAGCUGAAUGAGAAGAAUGGUUAUAGUGUGCUGAUCUUGCCCUUCUAAAGGGAGAGUGUUACCAUCCAUGGCAAUAAUUGUCUGCAUUUUUUGUUAAAUUUUGUGAACAAAGCAGGAGUUAAAUGUCAGACUUUCACUUCUACUGCCAGCAACAUUCUAGGAAAUGUCUGUAGUUUGGAAAGCAGCAAGUUGUGCUGCAGUGCAGAGGUGGUGUCCUUUAAAUGUACACAUGCAUUUGUUUUGAAACUCAGACUUAGCAUUCAUCAGAAAAGAUCAUGCCUUUCUCUCACAGUUUGAGGGGGAUAUUGAGCAGAAUACUACAAGUGUGAAGUUUUUCCUCUUGCAGAAGGGAGAGUGUACUGACAGGAGCAUCAGUAUGGUCUGAAGAACAGUUUCCAUGGGCUUGUCUGCUAUGCAGCUGCGUGAGUCGCAGAACUUGUUUCAUUGCCCCUUUGCAGCAUUUUUCACAAGUAGCACACAAGUGAUAAGAAUUUUAAAUAAUAAAAUGGAGUUUUAGAAAAAUAAAGGUGUGAGGUAAAUGUUAUGGUGCUGUGUCUACAGAGGUGGAGAUCAUUAGGAUUUCAAACACAAAAUUGGAGUUCAAAGAGGAGAGGAAGAAAUUUUUGGAGAGGAAGAAAUAUUUUUGCAAUUGUCCAUGGUUUCUUAAAUGAGAGGGCAAGGUAUCUCAGGGACAGAAUUUAUUCUGACAUCAGUAACCUAUGGGUCUAUGAACACAGCAUUGUACUAUGUUGCCCAAAGCUAUGUAAGGACGCGAAGCAAAUCCAGUUGUAUGAAACCGAGAUUGCUGCAUUGCACUGACCCUUAACUACCGCAAGCUGAGACUGCAUUCAAGGUUCUCAGUGCUGUGGGUGAGUUAGAUGUUUCCCUGCCACCUAGUGUUGCAGUUGAGGAUUCGAAGACUGCUUCAUUAAACUGAGUUCAGCCGCAGAGGGGCAUUUAGAGAUGCCUGUCAAUAGUGACUGUUGAGAGGGAAGAGGAAAGUUGUAGGUGAAGGUGAGCAGCGUUGGGCUGUUCUGUUUUGGUUUUCUUCCAGCAUCUGGCAUUUUGUGGGUGGUGUUCUAAGUGACAGGGAAUUGUAGCCGUGCAUUUUGUUUUCAGUAACCUUAGAUCUUUUUCCUCAGUAAUGCUGUCUGCUUUUCUUGAACCCAGUAACACUUGUGCUUUUACGGCAGUGAGUUUCACAGUAAAAUAGUGUAGGAAAAUGUUUCCCUUCUGUUUUAGGCUCAUUUCCUGCUCUUACUCUUUUAUCGUGAAGAAAUAAUGAAUAGUCAUUACCUAUUUAGCUCUUCUGACUGGUCUUGGUUUUGCACAUUGAUGUUUUUUCCCAUCACUUAGGAAAAUCAAGCUUGCCUGACUUCAGCUUGCACAAGGUUGGUUGCAUGUUCUGUGCUGGCUGUCUUGAUUUCCCCUACAGGCUCCAGAGCACUGGGCACCUGUGGGCAGCUCAGUACACGUGUGUUGUUUAUCUUGUGCUGGGAUAGCUACCUUAUCAAACAGUGUCCUGUCUUUCUCUGUUGACUGUGUGGGGAACGUAGACAAUUUGUAUAGCCUAGGCCAAGGGGGGCUAAUAGCUGUGAAGCUGAUCUUUAAGCUGGUUGUGCCUGCAUGUGGGAACUGUCAGGUACCCAACCAACCGAAUGGGAAAUACUGUGUGUGUGUGUGCUGCUGGGAAGAGCAGAACUGAGACUUACCUUGGGUCUGUGAGGGUUUUAGAUCAUUGUUUGCAGGGUUUAGCAUGUUCUCAAAACAUCUGGCUGGGGAAUGAAAGCAUAAAAGCAUGGGAUAAAAUUUGCCCAUGUUACUGACCUAAUACAUUAAAAGUUAAGAUUAAAUAAUGGGGUGCCAAUAUGUGACUCCAGUUAGGGCCAAUUGUUGUUUCUUUUAUAUUAAGUAGGAGUUUAUAGUCAGUGACUGCUGUGAAAUGUAUAUAGGCAUUAUCUUCUGCUUGGAUUUUUAAAGCAUUUCAUAAAAAUAAACUUUUAGUGAAUGUGUAGUUACUUGUUAAUGCCAGCAGAGUGUUAAAGCUGCAAGACCAAGAUGCUUUAUUUGUUGUUGUGUAUAGGUUUAUGCCAAAUGAGAGCAUGGGUUUUGUUCUUAAUAAUUUUCUUGAGAGCUGUGUUAAAUUCUGAAGUUGAACUGAAAAUGUUUUUUAAAAGUGCAGAACCAGCAGCAGAUUUGAGAAGUCACUUCAACUUGAUUAUCAUUUGCUAUUGUUAAAGUCCUCCUGUGAAGAUGAAAGGCUUUCCUAGGUA
This is a messenger RNA of Corvus hawaiiensis (hawaiian crow), 3536 nucleotides long. RefSeq names its product FKBP prolyl isomerase 14 (gene FKBP14). NCBI's taxonomy places the organism in Eukaryota, Metazoa, Chordata, Aves, Passeriformes, Corvidae. Gene Ontology annotation, molecular function: peptidyl-prolyl cis-trans isomerase activity; calcium ion binding. The record is from RefSeq and is a predicted model, not a curated record. Bases 114 to 752 code for a protein of 212 amino acids. The transcript is spliced from 4 exons.